Messenger RNA from Rhopalosiphum maidis (corn leaf aphid), 474 nucleotides. RefSeq names its product odorant receptor 33b-like. NCBI's taxonomy places the organism in Eukaryota, Metazoa, Arthropoda, Insecta, Hemiptera, Aphididae. Gene Ontology annotation, molecular function: olfactory receptor activity; odorant binding. Gene Ontology annotation, biological process: sensory perception of smell. Gene Ontology annotation, cellular component: membrane. The record is from RefSeq and is a predicted model, not a curated record. The transcript is spliced from 5 exons. The coding region runs from base 1 to 474 and encodes 157 amino acids.
AUGGAACACCAAGAAGUUAUGAAGAAAUAUGAAAUGUUUUUAGCACUAUUCGAAAAAGUAAUGUUGAUGCAAAUUUUGUUUUCAUCAUUAUCACUCAUCAUAUUGUGGGUUAUUUUAUUGAUGAUUUUUUUCGACGACAAUAGAUUUGUGAAUUCGGAAGUUACAACAUUACAAAUGGUAUGCCUAAUUCCUUCAUACUCAUUUCAGAUAUUUAUGGUGUGUUAUUUAUUUGGAAAUUUACACAACCAAAAAGAUUCAAUAAUAUUCGCAUUGUACAGCAGUAAUUGGACUGAAAUGAAUAUAAAUUGUAAAAAAAUGAUAUUAUUUAUAAUAAAAAUGAAUAAUGCUAACUACAAAAAAUUAAAAUUCACAAGUACAAAAAUUAUAAACUUGGAAAUGUUUUUUAAAACAAUGGGUAAUUGUUAUACAGUUAUUUCGGUUUUAAUAAAUCAGAUUAAAACAAAGAAUGAAUAA